AAAAAGCACAACUUUAGGUCGGCAGAAAUUGUGUACGCCUGCGCCCUUGACAUGCUGCUGUCUCGCUAUUUUAAAACAGCUGCACUUGAAAAUGUUAGCCGCUGGAUGUCAAUCAAGACGACUCGAAUAACAUGAAUUCUUAAUAUAUAAAUUCACACGGUAGCCUUCGUGGAGUCUAAUAAUAUGUAAGGAUCUCGGCUGGCCGAGAGCACCGUACACGUCAUGUGUAGCGCGAGCCAAAUCACUUGAAGUUCGCUGGACAUUAUUUCAUUUUCUUAUUCGGCAUACGGAGACUCUGCUCUGGAUAGCUCACAGUUUUUGAGAUGAUCAAUUUCUGCAAUGGCGAGGGGUCUGUUUUCACGGGCCUGGAUGUCAAAGAUUUACCACUUUCAGGCUCGCCUGUCCUAUAUUCGAGUAAAGUAUCUCUUUCUCACAUGGCUUGCUGUGUUUGUGGGCAGUUGGGUUGUGUAUGUGCAGUACUCAACUUACACUGAGCUGUGCAGAGGACGAGAAUGCAAGAGCAUAAUUUGUGAAAAAUACAGCAAAGGCAUUAUUGAUGGCUCUGCCUGUAGCAGCCUGUGUGAAGAAAGCUCACUGUACUUUGGAAGGUGCCUCUCCACCAAGCCAAACAAUCAGGUCUAUACAGGCAGCUGGGGUGAUCAUGAUGGUGUCAUCAAGUGUCAACUGAAUGACAUCCUGCACUAUGAGCUGGGAGAUGAGCUGGAGCCAAAGAAAGAGGUCGCACUCUUUGACAAACCCACUCGAGGAACCUCUGUAGAGAAGUUCAAAGAGAUGGUUGCCAGUCAUUUGAAGGCAAAAGUUGGAGAGCAAGCCAACCUCUCCAGUUUGGUAAGCCUGAUUCUUUCAGUGGCGGACAGCAAUAAAGACGGCCACAUCUCUCUCCCAGAAGCCAAGUCCGCAUGGGCUUUGCUGCAACUCAACGAGGUUCUGCUAGCAGUGGUGCUCCAGGACCGAGAGCACACACCUAGAUUGUUGGGCUUCUGUGGGGACCUGUACGUAGUGGAACGGGUGCCUCACACUCCUCUGUACGGGCUCAGCCUGCCAUGGCCCAUGGAACUUUGGAUUCCUACGGGCAUGCGGCGAAACAUGGACCAGUGGUUCACGCCUUCCUGGCCCCGCAAGGCUAAAAUAUUUAUCGGCUUGCUGGAGCUUAUAGAAGACAUCUUCCAUGGUACCUUUGGGAGCUUCUUAAUGUGCGACAUGAGAGCCAGUACUUUUGGUUACACCGAUCGCCAUGACCUCAGGCUGGUGGACGGGCGGCGUGUAGUAGCUGAGGAGGCCUUCAAACAGGCCAUGAUCCUUCAGCGCUGUGAGGAUGAUGAGGACUGCGUCUACGGUGUGGACUGUAGGGCUUCGUGCGACCGCGCAGAACACCGCUGCACGGCCGAGGUGGCUCAACCCAACCUGGCCAGGGCUUGCGGAGCACUGAAGGAUUACCUCCUACGAGGAGCUCCGGUCCAUCUACAGGAAGAGCUGGAGAAGCAGCUGUACGCCUGCAUGGCUCUCAAAGGUUCAGCUGAGCAGAUGGAAAUGGAGCACUCGCUCAUUCUCAACAACCUCAAGACGCUGCUAUGGAAACAGAUCUCACACACCAAUGACUCCUGAAGAGAAAUUAAGAUGCACUGGUGACAACAUUCAGAUUCUUGAAUGUCUUCUGAAGCACUUCAGGCCAUUGUGAAUCUGGCUGGAGAUUACAAUGCUGGUAGCAAAGUGGCUGGAAAAUAGGCUGAUGGCAAUAUUCAUUGCUGCUUUGAUAUUUAAGUUAUUUUUCACGACGAAGGUAGAAUUAAAACCAUGAGGAAUUAUUGCUCAGGCUCAAUUUAAGAACUGAAGGAGUAACGUUCACUUCUUAGUUUCGUGUCUUCGUGCUUUGUUGUCACACACAAUUGAACAGUGAUCAUGUUUAUUUUACACUUCCUUCAGAGCUUAUGAAGGAGCAGAUGACACUAACUUUGCAUCCAUUGUUGGAUGUUAACAUAGAAAGCACUCGCCACAGACUGUGGUUGUGUAAGUCUCCUAUUGUAAUGUUUGUCACAUGAGCACAGCAAAAAGAGCCAUUUUGAAAUGGGCACAUUAAUCCAAUGCCUUGAUAUGCAUGUUGCCAGUGAGUGCGUUUUUUUUUGUUUGAUGCUUGUGGGUGAAAACGUCUCAUUCUUUGUACUUGAGCAAUUCUUGGAAAUGGUCAGACUGUCUAUGAUCUGAAGUUAACAGAUUGCAAUAAGGUUAAAUUUGAUAUAGUACUUAAAACAAUACUUUUAAAGCAUUAGUCUAUGUUAAUGUUAAUUUAUAUAUGUACAAAUACAUUUACAGCAUCUCAAGUUGUAUAAUUUAACGUAUUACAAAUGUGAAUUACCUUGGAAUAUUUUGAAAUUAACAUUUUAACUUAGAUUAAUAAAUGCUGUGAACUGCUAAUUAGUUUGUGAUACCUAAUCCUAUUUUAAAGGGUUAACGCAGAUCACACUACACAACUUUUGCCUGGAUUUUCAAGGUCUGUGACAAAACCCCUGGAUUGCGGUCAAAUCAGUGCUCGUUGUGGUCGCUGGUGCUCUUUUAAGUAUAUGAGUAGGUCAGCGUCAUGAUCUGAGCUUAUCUCGAGCAGUCACAGACACGGUGAUAUUUUCAAAUCUAUUUGAUAUUAUUGCCACAUGAUCUUGCAGGGUGUGCUUCUGUGCGAUGCAAUGACAAGGUGGAACUAAUCCAGCCAACAACAGUCCAGAUGGUAUAAACGGAAAAAUCUUGUAAUCACUUGCAUGAAAUUGUGAGAAAAUGUUGACCAAAUGUCUUGUAGUUUGUGAACCUCGUCAACAUUGUAUUGCGCAGUAUGCGUGCUGAUAUGACAAGAUGACAAGAAACCUUGUUGUGUAGUGUAAACACCACAGCAGUUCAGGUAGUCUUGCAGUUCUGUAGUGUGAGCUUGCCCUUGUUGAUCUGAAUGUUUACAAGAGCGAGUCUUGUAAAUGAUGCUGGGAGGCCCUUCUCAACCAUGGAAGUUCAAAACAGUGAUCUUUUUUUUUUGGGGGGUUUGUUGGGUUCCUAAUUUGUACUUCUAAGGCAUGUCUAGUGAAAACCUCUUGAUAUGGUAAAAUUUUUAUUUUAAUCUAAAAACAAUAUGAAAUGUUUAUCACAGUCAUGAUUCUCGAUGUACUUAUGAAGAGAUUGCUUCAUGUUUUUAUGGACCAUUUUU
Messenger RNA from Sinocyclocheilus anshuiensis, 3205 nucleotides. It is a transcript of the gene dipk1aa, whose product is annotated as divergent protein kinase domain 1Aa. The transcript has 6 exons. Lineage: Eukaryota; Metazoa; Chordata; Actinopteri; Cypriniformes; Cyprinidae. The coding region runs from base 340 to 1626 and encodes 428 amino acids. The record is from RefSeq and is a predicted model, not a curated record.